This is a messenger RNA of Diaporthe amygdali, 7656 nucleotides long. RefSeq lists its product as uncharacterized. Lineage: Eukaryota; Fungi; Ascomycota; Sordariomycetes; Diaporthales; Diaporthaceae. Gene Ontology annotation, molecular function: 3-oxoacyl-[acyl-carrier-protein] synthase activity; fatty acid synthase activity; phosphopantetheine binding. The coding region runs from base 1 to 7656 and encodes 2551 amino acids. The record is from RefSeq and is a predicted model, not a curated record. Gene Ontology annotation, biological process: fatty acid biosynthetic process; secondary metabolite biosynthetic process. The transcript has 13 exons.
AUGACGUUCCUGGAUGUCGAUGCUAGGUCGGAAGACCAGCCUGAUGGAAGCACAUCCGCCGGCUCGUGGGACCACGUGAGCAACAUCAACAAUGAGCCGUCCGAGCUGCCCGGUCAGGCCGACUCGCAGGGUCCGGUCCCUGUGGCCAUCUGCGGCAUGGCCAUGAGGCUACCGGGGAAUAUCUCGUCUGGCGAACAGCUCUGGGAUUUCCUUAUCAACAAACGUAAUGCUCGCGACGUAGUCCCUACCGAGCGAUACAACUCUGCAGCGUUUCAUGGCGGGCCCGAGGGGCGAAGUCGCCAUGGUUAUUUUCUGAAGGAUGUUGAUAUUGAGAAGUUCGAUGCCUCCCUAUUCACCAUGACACGGGCUGAGCUGGAGUGGCUGGAUCCCCAAGUACGGAUAUUACUUGAGUUGACAAGAGAGUGCUUUGAGAAUGCCGGUGAGGUGAGGUGGCGUGGAAGAAAGGACAUCGGGUGCUACAUUGGCACAUGGGGGGAGGACUGGAAGGAACUUCACACAAAAGAUACCCAGAGUGCCGAAGACGGCUACAGUGUGACCGGAAUCAUGGACUUUCAGUUUUCAAAUAAGAUCUCCCACGAAUACGACCUCCAGGGACCCAGCUUUGUGGUCAAGUCGGCCUGCUCAUCAUCUCUCAUUGCCCUUCAUGAGGCUUUCAGGGCGAUACACGCUGGCGAUAUCAGAGGCGCCCUCGUCGGCGGAGUUAACAUGCUCCUGAGCCCGACGCAGACGGCAGGCAUGUACAAGGCCGGCGUGCUCAGCCCACGGGACCAGUGCAGGUCCUUCGACGCCUCGGCCGACGGCUACUGCCGCGCAGAGGGCGUCAACAUGAUCUACAUCAAGAGGCUGGACGAUGCGCUGAGGGACGGGAACCCCGUCCGAGCUAUCAUCCGCGGCACAGCGACUAACGCCGAUGGAAAGGGCGAGGGUCUCUUUGCCCCGAGCGCCAUCGGCCACGAGGCGCUGAUACGGUCGUGCUACGAGAGCGCGGGUAUCGAAGACCUAGGGAGGACGGCGCAUUUCGAAUGCCAUGGUACGGGGACCAAGGCUGGAGACCCGACCGAGACGACGGCUGUUGCCAACGUUUUUGGGGAGCAUGGGGGCAUCAGUAUUGGUUCAAGCAAGCCAAAUCUUGGUCAUUCCGAAGGUGCCUCCGGUAUCACCUCAGUCAUCAAGAGCGUAUUGGCCCUCGAAAGGCAAACCUUGCUGCCAAAUAUUCACUUUGAGAAUCCGAACCCCAGCAUCCCAUGGGAGCGCGGUCUGCAUGUGCCUGUGGAUGCGACCCCCUUGCCCGAGGACCGUGCCGAACGCAUCAGUAUCAACGCAUUUGGAUUGGGCGGCAGCAAUGCCCAUGUUAUUCUUGACUCGGCCCGGUCAUUUGGUGUAGGCACACCUGCAGCGGACGAGACAACUGAGGAUCAACAAGCUAUUGAAUCUCAGCCCAGGCUUCUUGUAUACACCGCAAACAACGCCGAGUCUGCCAAGACUGGCGCAGAACGGCAUGCUCAAUUUCUUGCAGACACCCCUGAUGCGCUCGCUGACGCGGCCUACACUCUCGCCGUCCGCCGAGAGCAUUUGACGUGGAGGACCUUCGCUGUCACCGACGGCUCCCAGGUCCCACAGUUCCUGCCUCCAAGCAAGCUGGCAAAUUCAAAGGCGGCUCCAGAUGUCACUUUCGUGUUCACGGGCCAGGGGGCCCAGUGGGCAACGAUGGGCAGUAAAUUGUUGUCUGCAUAUCCCACGGCCAAGGACGACGUUGCCCUGAUGGACAAAGCACUCUCGAAGCUUGAGCCCGGGGUGGCACCAAGCUGGACUAUCGCAGAGGAGCUAGGCAAGUCAAAACAGACAAGCCAGGUCGGCAAGGCCGAGUUCUCCCAGCCUCUAUGCACCGCCAUCCAGAUCAUCAUCGUCAACAUCCUUCGAACCUGGGGCGUCGACCCGGCCGCCGUCAUCGGCCAUUCCAGCGGAGAGAUCGCAGCUGCCUAUGCGUGUGGGGCACUCACCAUUCAAGAGACCAUCAUCUGCGCCUACACUAGAGGACUGGCCACCAAACACCAGGACAAAGCCGGCGCGAUGGCUGCUAUUGGCCUCGGCGCGGAUGAGGUCAGGCCACUUUUGCCCGAGGGAGUCGUCGUUGCUUGCGAAAACAGCCCAAGCAGCACAACCUUGUCGGGAGACUCAGAGGGGAUAGAUCGUGUGAUUGAGAUGCUGAAGAACGAUGCUUCCGAGCGUGAGAUCUUUGCUAGGCGCUUGCACGUUGACAAGGCCUACCAUUCGCACCACAUGAAGGAGCCGGGUGUCCUAUACGAGCGACUCCUGGCACCUCAUAUCACCAGCAAGGCGGCUUCAGUCCCCUUCUACUCGACGGUAACGAAUCAGGUGAUCCACAGCGAAGGCUGCUUGAGUCCUAGCUACUGGCGCUCAAACAUGGAGCGCCCGGUACUCUUCAACACAACAAUGCAGAAGCUACUCCAGGAGCGCAAGUCAUCUGGGAACUGGAUCCUUCUCGAGAUAGGCCCCCACUCAGCUCUGGCAGGACCCAUUCGCCAGAUACUGAAGGCGGCACAGACACCAGCGGCUACCUACGUGUCCACCUUGACGCGGGACUCGGACGAGACCCGUGCCAUGCUCUCGGCGGCGGGACAGCUUUUUGUCAACGGCGCCGACAUUCGCUUUGAUGUUAUGAACCCAUCUGGACGGGUGCGGACCGACCUGCCUAGGUACCCAUGGCACAGAGACGCAAGGUACUGGCACGAGAGCCGGUUGUCAAGCGAGUGGCGGAAGCGGCGAUUCCCUCACCAUGAGUUUCUGGGGUCUCGCGUUCAUGACUGUGGUGACCUGGAGCCGGUGUGGAGGAACGUGUUGAAGCUGGGUGAUGUUCCCUGGUGUCGUGAUCAUGUUAUUGCCAGAGAUAUUGUGCUCCCGGCCACGGCGUACCUGGUGAUGAUCUGUGAAGCAGUCAGGCAGCUGACCGGUUCUGAGGAAUACUCGCUGCGGCAGGUCACCAUCAGCGCCGCGUGUAUACUGCACGAGUCCCAGCCGACCGAGCUUGUGCUGGCAAUGAAGCCCGUCAGGGUCACGAACUCACUCACCUCCCCCUCGUGGUACGAAUUCACCAUUUCGUCGUCGUCGUCUUCCUCCGCUUCCAACAAAUCAACGUGGACCAAGCACUGCGCAGGCCAGGUCAGGGCGGGCGCCGACGAGGGCAUGAGGCCAGAGCCACACCGCGAGAUCUUCGACCUCCCCAGGAAGGUCAACAUGGCGAGCUGCUACCAGGCGGUACGGGAGACAGGGCUCAAGUACGGGCCAACGUUCCAGCGGCUCGGUGGAGUGUCAGCGUACCCGGAGAGCGGGCGCAUCGUGCGGCGGCUGACCAACGAGGUGCCCGACGUAUCGCAGCCGGAGCAGCCUUCGCACUACCACCCCGUCACGCUCGACUUCUGCUUCCAGCUGUUCCAGCUCGCCUCGAUGCACGGGCUGGCUCGCAACUGCCGCGCCAUGACGGUGCCGACUUACCUGGAUGAAAUGUACAUCAGGCGGCCAACGCCGGACGCACAGCUCGCCGCCGAGGUCACCUCGCGGCUGGACGGCGCAGGCGGCGUGCUCGGCGACUGCGUCGGCGUCGCGGGCAACGGUGAGGUGGUUAUGAGGCUUCGUGGCUGCCGCAUGACCUCGCUCGACGACAACGGUGAGAAGGCUGGUGUGCAAGACCCGCACGCUGCCGCCCGCGUUGUGUGGCGGCCUGACCUUGACUUCCAGAGCAUUGCCGGGCUUGUCUCAACCGAGAACACUACCCGGAGGCCCACCGAGACGUUGCAAAGGCUCACUCUUCUCUGCUGCAUCGACGCCCUGGAACGCGCCGGCGCAGGGGCUGGCGUGGACGUCCCAGAGCACCUCGUCAAGCUCCGGGGGUGGCUCGGUGACCGCGUGCGGCUCGCGCAGCAGGGGCAGUAUCCGUUCGUCGACGAUGCGGCGGAACUCGUGCGACUGCCGGCGGACGAGCGGGCACAACUACUGGACGAGGUGACGGCGCAGCUCGAGGGGUCCCCGGUUGCCGUGGUGGCGACAGCGCUGCGGCGCGUGCUGGGCGCCAUCGAGGGCAUCUUCAGCGGCGAGGUCAACGCGCUCGACGUGCUCCGGCAGGACGACAUCCUGACGCAGGUGUACAACCUGGGCCACAGGUGGGACUUCUCGCGCUUCCUGCGCCUGCUGGGCCACCGCAGGCCGCACCUGCGCGUCCUCGAGAUCGGCGCCGGGACUGGUGGGACCACGGAGCUGGUGCUCAAGGGGCUCUUCCCCGACGCUGGCGACCGCAUGUUCCAGUCGUACGUGUUCACCGACGUCUCCUCGGGCUUCUUUGGGGCCGCGAGGGAGCGCUUUGGCCACGUGCCGGGCAUGGAGUACCUCACGCUGGACAUCUCGCGCGACCCGGGCGAGCAGGGCUUUGCGCUCGGGUCGUUCGACCUCGUCGUCGCGGCCAACGUCUUGCACGCCACGCCCAGCCUCUCUGAAACGCUGAAGAACGCGCGCAGACUGCUCCGGCCGGAUGGAAAGCUGCUGUUGCAGGAAAUGUGGACCGAGAGCAAGGCUAUGAACUUUGUCAUGGGUACCCUGCCGGGCUGGUGGCUCGGUACUGAAGACGGAAGGGCGCAAGAGCCUUAUGUAGAUCCCGAGCGAUGGGCCCUCGAGCUCUCCAAGGCGGGUUUCUCCAAGCCAGAAGCGGUGGUCCCCGACGACGAGCUGCCCUUCCAGGACGAGGUCGUCAUCAUCGCGUCUCCAGCUGUCGAGAGGAGCACGACCAACACCGUCUCGCUGCUCUCCGGACAGCCAGACGGAAGUGUCGCCACAACAAUCUCCGCAGCCCUACAGAAGCGAGGCAUGACGGUGGACAUUGUCUCUGUGCGCGACGAACCGAAGCAGGCGGUCAUAUCUAUCCUCGACCUGGAGGGUAGCUCGUUCCUGAACGGCAUCGCAGGCAAGGACUACGAGCAACUGAGGGACUUCAUGAUCAAGACGGGCACCAAGGACGGCAUCCUCUGGCUGACACGGCCCUGCCAGCUCGGGUGCUCCGACCCACGGUACGGCUCCAUCAUAGGGCUGGCGCGCGUGCUGCGCAACGAGCAAAAGAUCAACAUCGCCACGUUGGAAAUGGAUGAGUUCACCAGCGAGGGCUCAAUGGACGCCGUCUUUGGCGUCUUCCAGCGCAGCCGCAACCAGCCUGCCACAAGCGAUGACGACGUCAAUCCCGACAGCGAGUGCUCGUGGAGCGGGGGCUCACUAUACAUCCCGCGUUUCCACUGGUUCUCAAUAUCCAAGGAGCUGGCCGAGAGAGAUUCCAACUGCUCAGUGGGGAUCAAGAAGCUCGAGAUAGGCAAGAGGGGCUCCCUUCAGACCCUGGAGUGGAGGGAUGCGCCACCGUUGGCGCAGCCUGACUCUGGAGAGGUGCUGGUGGAAACUCGUGCCGUGGGCAUGAACUUCAAGGAUGUGCUGAUCGCCAUGGGCAUCGUCGACGGGAACGAAGAAGGCGCCAGCGGCCUCGGCGUCGAAUGCUCCGGGGUCGUCACAAGGUUAGGUCCAGACGUCGUCGACCUCCAGGUGGGAGACCGGGUUGCCGUCAUCGCCACCAGCUCCUAUUCGACUGUUCUCAAGACCCCAGCGGACAUGUGUGUCAAGAUCCCAGACGGCCUCAGCUUCGAGGAGGCGGCCACGAUGCCAAGCGUCUUCGGAACCGUCAUCUAUGGGCUGCUUCAUCUGGCAAAUUUGGAAGCAGGACAGACCGUCUUGAUACACUCGGCGUGCGGCGGCAUCGGCAUCGCGGCAAUACAGAUCUGUCGAGUGGUCGGUGCCGAAGUCUUUGUUACUGUAGGGACCGACGAGAAGGUUGAGUAUCUCAUGGAGACAUUUGAAAUCCCGCGGGACCGCAUAUUCAACUCGAGGAACUCGGAGUUCCUGCCGGGAAUUCUGCGUGAGACGGCCGGGAAAGGCGUUGAUGUCGUGCUCAACUCCCUAUCCGGGGAGCUUCUCCAUGCUUCGUGGAAAUGUGUAGCCGAGUUUGGAUGCAUGAUCGAGCUGGGUAAGCGUGACUUCAUGGGGCAGGGGCGCCUGGCCAUGGAGGUCUUCGAGGAGAAUCGGUCCUUCUUCGGGGUGCACAUGAUACCGCUCUGCAAGCGACGCCCGCGUCUGAUGCGCAGAGUUCUGGAGAGGAUGAUGGACCUGUACCGCUUCGGCUCAAUCAGGCCGAUUCAGCCCAUGCAGGUCUUUGACGGCGCCAACAUCCAGGAGGCGUUCCGGUUCAUGCAGAAGGGGAAGCACAUGGGUAAGCUAGUGGUACGCAUGCCCGAGAAUACUUCACUGCUGCACACUGCUCCGGCUCACGUUGGGCUCUCGCUACGGCCCGACGCCUCCUACCUCCUGAUCGGUGGGCUCGGCGGGCUGGGCCGGGCCAUAUCGACGUGGAUGGCCGAGCGCGGGGCGAGGAAUCUCAUCUACCUGUCCCGCAGCGCUGGCAAGGGUGCCGACGACGCGAACCUCGUCGAGGAGCUGGCGGCGAUGGGUUGCACGGCGCAACUCGUCCAGGGCAGCGUGACGAGCGAGGAAGACGUCCGGCGGGCUGUGAAGAAUGCCCGGCUGCCCAUCGCCGGUGUUAUACAGAUGUCGAUGGUCCUGAGGGAUGGCAUGUUUGAAAAUAUGACAUACGAGGACUGGACAACAGCAACAGCGCCCAAGAUCGACGGAACCUGGAACCUGCACACGGCGCUCGCGGAUAACGACCUCGACUUCUUCGUCCUCUUCAGCUCCCUGGCAGGCCUCAUCGGCCAGCGCGGCCAAGCCAACUACGCCAGCGCAAACACCUUCCUCGACUCGUUCGUGCAGUUCCGCCACGCUCAGGGCCUCGCAGCCUCGGUCCUGGACCUAGGGCCCGUCGUCGAUGUCGGCUACGUCAGCCAGAACGCAAAGGUCAUGAACCAGCUGCGCGCCUUCUCCAACCACAUCCUGCGCGAGCAGGACGUCAUCGACGCCCUCGAGCUGGCCAUGAAAAAAUCCUCCCCAGCCCUCAGCCGGUGGGAAGAGGAGUCGUCGUCGGAGUCAGGGGGCCCACUCGCCGCGUACGUGAGCGGCGGCCAGGUGGGCCUGGGUCUGCGGACCACGCAGUCACUGUCGGCGACGCACAACAAUGUGGCAUGGAAGCAGGACCCACGCAUGAGCCAGUACAGGAACCUGGCGCUGGCGGGCGACAUCCCGGGCACCUCCGCUGGUGGCGGCCAAGCCCAGGCCGCCGACGACGGUGGGCUCAAGUCGUUCCUGGCGGCGGUCGAGUCGGACCCUCACCUCCUGGGACAAGAGGACCGCGUCCUGGAACUGGCGGGCCACAUCCAGUCCACGCUGGGCGGCUUCAUGAUCCGGCCGGCCGAGGAGCUGGACAUCCGCGGGGCUAUGUCGGCGCUGGGUGUCGACUCGCUCGUGGCUAUCGAGCUGCGCAAUUGGUUCCGCCGGAGUAUGGCGCUUGACGUCAGCGUCCUGGAGAUCGUGCAGGCCGAGUCGCUAGAGGGGCUCGCGCGGGUGGCUUCGGAGCGGAUGAUGGCCAAGCUUGGCGUCGAGAUUGUGGCAGGGGAGGAGCCGGUGUUGGUGGAAGGCUGA